CCACAACCUUUAUCAAAAUGCUACCACCACCCUCACUCCCACCCUCAUUGCCAGCCACCAUCAACAGAAUAACAAAAACCCUCUCCAAACUCCGAACCUCACUCUCCCAACACCAAAAAACCACCCGCUCCCACGACCGCUCCGGACUCCCGGACCACCACGUCCUAGACCUCUCGCAGAAACUCACCAAACUGGAAAUUGAAUGGAGCGUCGAAUUUCGGAGCACGGAUCCACGUCGAAUAGAACGGUUCGGGAAGAAGGUUGAUGCCUUGCAAGAAGAGAUUGAGAAGUUGUCGAAGGGGAAAACGGGCAAAGAAAGGGGCAGUGGAUGGGAUGAGAAACGAAGUCGAAUGGCGCAGUAUGAAAGCGAGAGGGACGCGGAGAUGCGGGGACGGCAUGGGGCGCGUGGGUCCGGCGGAUGGAAAACGUGGUUGUCUGGCUAUUGUUUGUACAGUUAAGAGAUCAUGAUGUUAUUAAGCAUCAUACAGAUACGUCAACAGCAAUAGCUGGUCCAGGUGACAUGGUGUAAUGUGAUUUCAUUAUACAGAAGUGAUACCAGAC
This is a messenger RNA of Mollisia scopiformis, 561 nucleotides long. RefSeq lists its product as uncharacterized. The record is from RefSeq and is a predicted model, not a curated record. The transcript has a single exon. Lineage: Eukaryota; Fungi; Ascomycota; Leotiomycetes; Helotiales; Mollisiaceae. The coding region runs from base 18 to 458 and encodes 146 amino acids.